Molecule: messenger RNA, 2668 nt
Organism: Pimephales promelas (fathead minnow)
Lineage: Eukaryota; Metazoa; Chordata; Actinopteri; Cypriniformes; Leuciscidae
Source: RefSeq, a predicted model, not a curated record
GGGAAGCCAAACAAACCAAAAGUGGAACGAGACAGCGGAAGUUUACAGUGCUCGCGCCGCGCUGACAUGUCAUCUGCGCGGUUCAAUGGUACGAGCCGCGCGGCCGAUUCGUCAGCGCAGCGCGGACGUGUUUCCUAGCGAUACCCAAUGGGCAGCGCGGCGCGAACAAUCCUCACCAGCGCAGCGCGGACGUGUUUCCUAGCGACACUCAAUGGGCAGCGCGGCGCGAACAAUCCUCACCAGCGCAGCGCGGACGUGUUUCCUAGCGACACUCAAUGGGCAGCGCGGCGCGAACAAUCCUCACCAGCGCAGCGCGGACGUGUUUCCUAGCGACACCCAAUGGGCAGCGCGGCGCGAACAGUCCUCACCAGCGCAGCGCGGACGUGUUUCCUAGCGACACUCAAUGGGCAGCGCGGCGCGAACAAUCCUCACCAGCGCAGCGCGGACGUGUUUCCUAGCGACACCCAAUGGGCAGCGCGGCGCGAACAGUCCUCACCAGCGCAGCGCGGACGUGUUUCCUAGCGACACUCAAUGGGCAGCGCGGCGCGAACAAUCCUCACCAGCGCAGCGCGGACGUGUUUCCUAGCGAUACCCAAUGGGCAGCGCGGCGCGAACAAUCCUCACCAGCGCUGCGCUGACCAAUUUAAACAGAUACAAGUUCAUUUGGCGCCACUCAUUUGCAUUUAACCUCUGCAAGUAUUAUUAUUUUAAAUGAGUGAGCUAAAAUGGCUAGACGCAUUUUGGAAACAAUUUUAACUACUCCUGACAUUUUGAAUAGAAUUGAGGAGGCUCUAGGGGACAGAGAAAAUCAUUCAGAAAAUGAGAGACGAAGACUUUUUAACCGUUUGCCACAAACCAGACCCACUCCAGCGUUCCAAUUCGCACGUAACUUCAGUGGUGAGGCCUCACGGGGAACUGUGAACAUGAGAAGAAGGUGCCAAAGAAACACAGGUGGUCCCUUCAUUAGAGAAGUGUGUCUAUUGACCUCCCCAGAAACCACAGUUGUACCAAAGGGAAUGGCUAGAGUCCAACUCCUAAAUAAUGGUUACAUUAUCAGUGGAGUACAAUUCCAAAAACGUUGGAAUUUCCAGCAGGUGUUGCAGCAUAUUCAUUCUAUUUUUGAAUCAAAACUUCAACUCAACACUGAAUUGGAGAUAUUGAGAGCUUUAAACACACAACUGGUCAAACCUACACUGGAACCUGGAGUUGAACUGACUGGAACCAUACUCUGCAUGCUUUUUAAAGACAGAGUCAUCUAUGUACGCCCUUCUGGUGACCUGUCUCAGCCUGAUCAGGUUCAAACUUCAGCUGAAGCACCAUUACUAGCCCAGACAACUGCUGCCUGUCCAACACAUGCCCUGCCACCAUCAUCAGCAGCACAGAGACCUGAAACAGUAGUCACAUCCCAACUCCAAGAAACAACAUCUCCUGUGACGUUUCAGGCAACAACUAGUACGCCUCAGCCACUGUCUGAAGCUGCUGCUGUUUCCACUACUUCAACAUCAUCAUGGGAGCAAAGUACACCCCAGUGCUCUCAUAGUACUACAGAAUCACUAUUGGUCCCACUGACAUCUACCUCUCCACUUCCGAUCCAGGGCAAUGAGAGCCCUGUGAUCUAUGAAUGGGUGAAUGCUGGAACUUCAGAUGUGGGCUACAGGGUUAUACCACCAGCAAAUGAAGAACAUUCAAACUCUGAAGUCCAGAAUGGGGAGGACUCUGUGGUUCUUCUAACAGACACAGAGGAAGAAACUGUUAUGUUGGGCUCUCCUAAUUACACCAGUUCAGACUCUGAAGAAGCAGAUUUGGCUGACAUUCUGAGAUCAUUCCAGAAGGACCACCUUGACACCCAAAAUUGUGCCAUUGUUGUUGCAAGACGGUCAAAAAUUCUUCACAGUGCCUGUCAAGCUCUGUCAAAAUCCUACUUUGCUUGGAACAGAACUCCACGAAUUGAGUUUGUUGGAGAGUCUGCUGAAGAUCAUGGUGGGCCACAAAGAGAGUUCUUUAGGCUCUUAAUGAUUGAGGCACAGUCAGCACUUGGAAUUUUCGAAGGAAAGCAAGGCCAGGUUUUUUUUGCCUACAACCAGUCAGCGCUAGAACAGAACCGGUUUUACACAUGUGGAAAACUCAUUGCUUGGUCACUGAUUCAUGGAGGCCCAGGCAUUAAAAGCCCUUCAUCCAGCUUUGUAUUUGAUGAUGUGUGGACAGGAAGGGCAGUUGGAUAGGUUUGAUUUUCAUGACUUGCCAGAUGAUGAAGUGCAGUUAAAGGUGCAACAGAUCAAGCAGGCCAAAAGUGUGGAAGACCUCAUUUCACUGAAGGCCUCUCUUGGAGACUGGAUUGCAGAAUGUGGGGUACCCUCGAUCUACAGUGCUGGCCUUCCUGAAAUGCCCAGAGUUUACAGCCUGGUCAUUAAACACUUUAUUUAUCUUAGGCCUGCUAGCAUGAUUUCACAGUUUAAGGCAGGAAUGAAUUCAUGUGGAUUCAUUUGGCAGACAGUAGAAAACAACUGGAUGGCAUUCAAGCCUCUGUUCACUAACACUCAGAAGCCACUGACAAGAAGCGAGUUCAAAGACCUUCUUGUUGUGAACUGGAGUGAUGAAGGCAGCAACCACAGACAGGUGGAAGAGGACACCAUCUUUGCUUGGGAAUGUUUACUCAAUAGCAUUCAGG